This is a messenger RNA of Cercospora beticola, 1561 nucleotides long. RefSeq lists its product as uncharacterized. NCBI's taxonomy places the organism in Eukaryota, Fungi, Ascomycota, Dothideomycetes, Mycosphaerellales, Mycosphaerellaceae. Gene Ontology annotation, molecular function: iron ion binding; heme binding; monooxygenase activity. The record is from RefSeq and is a predicted model, not a curated record.
CCGCGCAUACACAACUGACGACUAUCAUCGCCACCGCGAACUCCCCCUUGCUACAUGCGGCCUUGUCGCGACUAUGGCACUAUUGCUAGAAUAUCUCCAAGGGUCUAGUAUCUCGCUGACCGCUCUCGGUAUCGUGCUGCUUGGAAUCGCACUUCAUCGGAUCUAUGUUGGAGCCACGGGCGAGCUCAGUCAUGUUCCUGGCCCGCUGUACUCAGCAUACACGAAUCUCGUUUUCAAAUGGUACAAUUUGAAGGGAGUCAGAUGGGACUAUGUUCACAGUCUUCAUCAAAGGUAUGGGCCAAUCGUUCGAGUGAGUCCCAGCGAGAUUUCAGUGGCUACCAUCGAAGCCACGAAGGAGGUGUACAAGAUGGGAGGCAAAUUUCCCAAGACCGACUUUUACCAAAGGCUCAAAGGCGCUCCUCACCUUCCCAAUGGCAUAUUCUUUGAGAUCGAUCCCAAGGCACACGGCGCCCACAGGCAACGAACUGCUCAUCAGUUCUCUGAAAAGUCAAUCAAGGGUAUGGAAUCGUACAUCCGUCGUAACACCGACUUGACGGUCCAGCGGAUGGCUGAAGACAUCGACGCAACGUCACGCACCGAUGCCUUCAAGUGGUUCUUCUUCAUGGCGACAGACGUCAUUGGCGAAGCUUCCUUCGGAGAGUCAUUCAAGAUGCUCGAGACUGGAAAGAAGAAUCAGUACAGCCGAGACUUGGAGUUCAUUGGUGAAUCCAAUCUCUAUCGCCUCGAAUUGCCCUUUCUCAUCAAAAUUCUGGCGCCUUUCGGUCUCGCGAAACGUGUUACUCAGAUGUCCAAGCGCUUCCACGAGUAUGCAAACGAGUCGCUCAAUCGCUAUUGGACCGCAUACCGUGAAGAUCCGGACAAUGUUAAACCGACAUUGCUGACGAAGACCUUUGGAAUGGUGGAAGAGGGUAUCUUGCCAGAGGACACACUCGAGAUUGACGCGCGACUAAACAUCAUUGCUGGCACCGAUACCACAGCCAUGACUUCCAUCUCAAUCGUUUAUCAUCUUCUACAGAAUCAAAGCAUGCAGUCACGACUUAUCGAAGAGAUCGCAAUUCUGCCGAAGGAUUUUGAUGAUGAGGACUGCCGGAAGUUGCCGUAUCUCGAGCAGGUUAUUCAAGAAACCUUGCGGCUGAGUCCGCCUAUUGCCAUGGGUUUGCCGCGUUGGGUACCUCCAGAAGGCACCGAGCUGUCUGGCUACUUCAUUCCUGGCGGCACGGUGAUUGGAAUCCCAGCAUAUUCCCUCCACCGGGAUCCCAAGAUCUUUCCCGAGCCUGAAACGUUUAAGCCGGAUAGGUGGGAGCAGCCAACGGCGGAGAUGAAAGAUGCGUUCGUGGCAUUUGGAGGUGGAAGUCGUUACUGCAUCGGUAUCCACCUGGCGAAGAUGGAGUUGCGUCUUGUUAUUUGCCAAUUCUACAAGAGGUUCCCUCGCGGCGUCGAGCUUGUCCCUGGAUUUGAUGCAAGUACCAAAAUGAAGGUCUUCCAGCACUUCCUAAGUUGCUACAGAGGGAAAAGCUUUUUGAUUCAGGAGAAGUCUUGA